Molecule: messenger RNA, 3924 nt
Organism: Puntigrus tetrazona (Sumatra barb)
Lineage: Eukaryota; Metazoa; Chordata; Actinopteri; Cypriniformes; Cyprinidae
Gene: nr1d2b
Product: nuclear receptor subfamily 1, group D, member 2b
Exons: 8
Coding region: 387-2087 (566 amino acids)
Biological process (GO): cell differentiation; positive regulation of transcription by RNA polymerase II; negative regulation of transcription by RNA polymerase II
Molecular function (GO): nuclear receptor activity; RNA polymerase II cis-regulatory region sequence-specific DNA binding; zinc ion binding
Source: RefSeq, a predicted model, not a curated record
CUCUGCGUUAAACCUGCGCUGAUACACAUCUCUUCCGUCGACUUACUAAGCUAUCAUAGUCUUUAAUAGACGCCAAACCCUUCCGAUUCAGACUCUUUAGCCGGUGCGGUUUUUGGACGAAUCUAGUUAUUUCAACUAACACCGGCGUAUGUAUUCAUUACUGUUUUUAUAAACGCCUGAGAUUUUGUUUUUUUCAGCUUUUUUUUUUUCCAAGCAACGCGGCGUUAAUUGUUUGAGAUUAUCUGGUAGGUUAGUUAGAAAUGUUCCUCAGGUAGUGUCUUGUUGUACUCGGUUCACAGGAUCACACAGCGACUAGAUAGUUGCUGGAAACUGAGUAAAAACGGCACAAACACACAGGUGACUGCGGCUCCAAGCUGUCGGAGGACAUGGAUUUCACAAAGGCUGGUGGAGUUAUAGCCUACAUUAGCUCCGCGAGCUCGGCCUCCAGUCCAGAGUCGUGCCACAGCGACUCCUCCAACAGCAGCUAUCAGUCCUGCUCUCCACCCCACGCGGGGCAGGGCCAACAGGGCGAGGCUCUUGCUGUGGCCCCUCAGUCCCGCCCACCGCGGCACAGCGGAGGAAAAGCACGCUCGCCCCCCACAGCCAAAAGUGGCAUUACAAAGAUUAACGGGCUGGUGCUGCUAUGUAAAGUGUGUGGAGAUGUGGCGUCAGGAUUUCACUAUGGCGUUCACGCCUGUGAGGGAUGCAAGGGUUUCUUCAGGAGGAGCAUUCAGCAGAACAUUCAGUAUAAGAAGUGCCUUAAGAAUGAAAGCUGUCCCAUCAUGCGCAUCAACAGGAACCGAUGCCAGCAGUGCCGUUUUAAGAAGUGUCUGCUCGUGGGCAUGUCCAGAGACGCUGUGCGUUUCGGCCGGAUUCCCAAACGAGAGAAGCAGCGCAUGCUGCUCGAGAUGCAGAAUGCCAUGAACAACAUGAUGAACAACAGCCACGGCAACCAGCCGCUGAGCAGCCAGCCAUCAGCCAGCGAUGCAGCUUCAGACGACAGCAGCUCCGGCCCUUCCUCCCGUUCCCCCUCCACCUCCCCCCGGAGCCACAACUCUGAACCCAGCCCCGACCCAGAGCCUCUGAGCACCAUGGACACCAGCUCCAGCUCGGACUCCUCCAGCUCCACUGACAGCGGCGAGGAGGAGGUCAUCGGCACAGUCACUAGAGCACACCAGGAGACCUUCAUGUACAAUCAGGAGCAGGCCAACUUGCCUUCAGAGGCCCCCAACAACUACAGCCACUGCUCAGAGAAACCUCAGGAGGUCUGGAACCAGCAGAGCAAUGCAUUCUCAGAGAGUGGACAGAAGACCCCAUCAGGCUGUGCUCCGCAGGGGCCUGAAGGCUUGGGCUGUCCUGUCAGACUGCCCAACAGCAACUCCGCGGGGCCAUCCAUGCAGAACCUCUGUCUGAGAGCUCAUAAUGACAAUGAAAUUCGUGUCAACGGCAGCUGUAGUGUCCCAAUAUUUUCAAGGAUUAACAGGAUGCACCUGGUUUGCCCCAUGAACACAUCGCCAUAUGUGGAUCCUCAGAAGUCGGGUCACAGUAUUUGGGAAGAGUUCUCCAUGAGCUUCACCCCAGCUGUCAGAGAGGUGGUGGAAUUUGCAAAACGCAUCCCAGGAUUCAAAGAGCUGUCCCAGCACGACCAGGUCAGCCUGCUGAAGGCCGGCACCUUUGAGGUGCUGGUGGUGCGCUUUACAUCCCUGUUCGACGUGAAGGAGCGCACGGUUACAUUUCUGAGCGGCAGGAAGUACAGCGUGGAGGCGCUUCGCUCGAUGGGCGCUGGAGAUCUUCUCAACUCAAUGUUUGACUUCACAGAGAAGCUACAAGCGCUGAACCUCAGCGAGGAGGAGAUGAGCCUCUUCACGGCUGUAGUGCUGGUGUCUGCAGAUCGCUCUGGUCUCGAGAACGUCAACUCGGUUGAGGCCCUUCAGGAAACUCUGAUACGAGCUCUGCGCAGCUUGAUCACCAAGAACCACCCCAAUGAGAUCGCCAUCUUCACUAAACUGCUCCUUAAACUGCCGGACCUGCGCUCGCUCAACAACAUGCACUCUGAGCAGCUCUUGGCCUUCAAGGUCCACCCCUGACCACCCACCAACCCCGUAACUGUGGACCACACCCCCCAUCCAUCUCCAAAGCCUCCCGUUUAGACCGUGGGGAACUGUUGUUACUCGGUGCCCCCCUUUUUUUUUUUUUUUUUUUUUGACACUUCUCCCCCUGACUUUCAAAGCAUUGCUGGUUAAAAAUGGAGGUAGAGGGGGGGCAGAUACUUAAGAAGUCAUUGUACUGUAAAACGCCUCUGCUCGUGCUAACGCACACGACUCGCUGACACAAACUGGAGGGGUUUCGUUGUAGAUGCUUACAAGAGUUUGUAUGAUUACGCGGUUUGUGUGUGCGCAGAGGCAUCUUGAAUUGAGUUUUUGGAUUUAUAAAUCUGCCUGUGCAAUAAGUGACGCGUUCACUGGUUUUGUGAUUUGUUCCUUGUUGGUCUUUUAGUACUUUCAGAGAAGAGGAAGUAAGGUGUUUUGUGGGCCGUAUGAAUGCUGUGUGUUGCUAAGGGGAGAUUAUGAAGGGAUAUUCCCACAAACAAACAAGAAAAUAAGUGCACAGAGCACGGUUUAGCAUCCAUUCUAAUUAAAAGAGAAGAAAAACUAAGAAAUGUAAGAAUGUGGAACAAGCUGCUAAUCUGAGCUUUUUUGGCAGAAAGACACAGGAAUGUUUAAUUGAUAGAUCUAUUUUUGUAGUUUUUUUUUGGCUUCUAACCUGUAAUUAAAUGCAGAGGAAGCCACUCUUAGGCUGCGUUCCAAAACACGCUAAUGCAGCCCGUGGCACGCUGAUGUUGUUGUAUUCAGCGGACAUUGACAAACUGUCUUUUUACUGUCAGUUUUCUCUUCCAGGUCAACUACUGCAAUGAUGGAGCAACAGCUUGAAGGGAGUCUUGAUGAGCAAUUUGAAAUUAGUUGACUGUUGACACAUUUAUAGCUCUCUACCUGACUAGUGGUGCAUUUGGAUUAUUAGCACAAACACAGAAAGUCGACUGUUGCCCGCUUGAGUGUUUGUUAACUACGAGAUCGAAUCAGACCGCAGGCUUGGCCAAGCGUUUGCAUUCUAGCAUAGGGUAUGUUUCUGAGUUUAGAUCUGCGUAGUGGUACAUCUCUGUAUAUUUCCUGAUUCGUAGGGCUUUUAGUAAUGACACAGUUUUUGAUGAUGCUAAAUGACAAAAGAGGAGUAGAACGUAACUCGUUUUAUCACUGUAAGACAUGUGCACGCUUCUCCUCUGUACAGAUGGGACUCAAAGCCAUCCUCAGCGAUGUCAUAAUAUAGGCCACACCCUAACUGACACCUGACACCUUCACGCAUCUGUAUGGGUGAUCAUUUCAGGCUGAAUAUUUAUGACGAUUUUUUUUUCCUCUUCAAAUAAUUGUAAUUCUGUUCAUUUUCCUUUUCAAAAUGAUGGUUUUUUUUUGCUUUUGGCUAAGUCUGUUCAGUGAAAGUUCUUGUAGAAUAAUUGUAUAUCUGUGUGAUCAGCUGCAGUAAGCAAAUAGUGUGCAUACUCGAGCGCCACUGGACCAGACAGGAAGAGGAAACGGGAAACGACCCAAAACUCCACCAAGUAACACCGGCAAUGCCUCUCAUCACCAUGCCAGCUCUGGGCAUCUGAACUCUUCUCGGGUCGGUUUUGAUAUCAAAGCUGCGGUCGGUGAAUAGUCAAGAAAAGAAGUAUCUUUUGUUUGGUGUUGGUGUUUCUCUCUCAUUGUUUGGCCUGUGGCUCACUCAGUGUCAUUGUUGUGUUGCCAUAAUCCAGUCUGUCAGUCUUCUUCUGUGAAAGCAUUGUAUGAUAGCUAGAUUUCUAUAUAUCUAUAUAUAAAUAUAUAAUAUAAAUACAUAUAAAAUAAGAAAAUAAACAGAUAAAUGCUAAACUCA